UCUCUGCUCUGAAACAGUUCCUUAUUCUCACAAGCCAGCUUCACUUAAUAAUAGUUAAAGCAACUAUAUAUCUUUAAUUUGCAGCUUCUUAGUUGAGCAAAAGUUUUCAAGCAAUGGCGAGUCUUCCGCUAUGGGGGCGAGUUAAUGGAUUUAAUAAUCAAGAAGGAGAAUGUGUUUAUGGGAGCAAGAAUCUUGCAAGGAAGUUGCUUCUUCAUCCUCCUAACUUCAGAUCUUCUUCCACUCAUGAUAAUCUUCUUCAGGGUGAGAAUUUGGAUCAUCAAAACCAUACAAAUUCAGAAACAGACAAUGUGAAGGAGCAAUCCAUGAUAGUGAAUGGCACAUCUCAUGCAUUUCGUGGUUGGUAUGCUGAUGGACCCUGGCAAGGUGAAGCACACUUGUAUAAAAUGGAAAAGGUGAUAUUUGAAGGGAAAUCUGAAUUUCAAGAGCUUCUUGUAUUUGAGUCAGCAGGACAUGGCAAGGUUGCAAUUCUGAAUGGAUAUCUCCAACUGACAGAGAAGGAUGAGUUUGCUUACCAAGAGAUGCUCACUCACCUUGCUCUCUGUUCCAUUCCAAAUCCUAAAAAGGUGUUGCUAGUAGGAGGGGGAGAUGGUGGUAUUCUUCGAGAGAUAUCUCGCCAUUCCUCGGUGGAGCAUAUUGACAUAUGUGAAAUGGACACCAUGAUCAUUGAUGUUUAUAAGCAAUUCUUCCCUGAUAUAGCUGUUGGUUAUAAGGAUCCUCGAGUGCAUGUUCACAUUGCCGAAGGUAUUGGGUUCAUCAAAUCAGUUCCUGAAGGGACCUAUGAUGUGAUCAUAUUGGAUGCUUUCAAUUCAAUGGGACCAUCUGCAAAGGUGUUGUCAAAGAAAAGCUUCUUAGAAACAGUAGCAAAGGGUCUAAGAGCAGGAGGAGUGAUGUCUGCUCCUGCAGAUAGCUUGUGGCGUAAAGGAUUUGUGGUUGCAGAUACCAUCGCACUUUGCAAGAAAAUAUUCAAAGGCUCAGUCAAUUAUGCUUGGACAACCAUUCCUGCAUAUCCCAGUGGAGCGAUAGGAUUCAUGCUAUGCUCCACUGAGGGGCCAGAAGUGAACUUUAAAAUUCCAGUUAAUCCAUUGAAUCCAAAGAAAAAUGGGGUGGCAAAGGGGCCUACUAAAUUUUACAACAAUGAGAUCCAUGCUGCUGCUUUCUGUCUUCCUUCUUUUGCAAUAAAGGCUACGGA
Molecule: messenger RNA, 1210 nt
Organism: Arachis duranensis
Lineage: Eukaryota; Viridiplantae; Streptophyta; Magnoliopsida; Fabales; Fabaceae
Product: spermidine synthase 2
Biological process (GO): spermidine biosynthetic process
Cellular component (GO): cytosol
Molecular function (GO): spermidine synthase activity
Source: RefSeq, a predicted model, not a curated record